Lutzomyia longipalpis is the source of this 6422-nucleotide messenger RNA. RefSeq names its product protein PALS1 (gene sdt). Gene Ontology annotation, biological process: protein localization to plasma membrane; establishment or maintenance of epithelial cell apical/basal polarity; establishment or maintenance of polarity of embryonic epithelium. The record is from RefSeq and is a predicted model, not a curated record. Gene Ontology annotation, cellular component: plasma membrane; adherens junction. Lineage: Eukaryota; Metazoa; Arthropoda; Insecta; Diptera; Psychodidae. Bases 667 to 4695 code for a protein of 1342 amino acids. Gene Ontology annotation, molecular function: protein binding. The transcript is spliced from 15 exons.
AGAGAAUAAUUCAAAUUGGAUUGGAGAACAUGGAAAAGUGUGCCUUUUCCAUCGCGCAGUCGCCUUCACCUUGGUCUGGUGGUAACCUCCCGGAAAAUGCCUGGGGAAACAUGGGGAUGCCUUUUGCAGUCACCCCUCUUGAGCGCACUUCAAUUGAAUCGCAUAUUUCGGCGUGGUGUUCUAUUGGAAGGCGAGUGGCAGCCGUGUGUACGAAAACCGCCCCACUAGGAUUGGAAGUUGUUCACCAGCAUCCACCAUCAGUUCACGUAUAUGGACCAGAGUGUAUUGAUUUCUCUCUGCACGCAUUUCUAGUUCGAUUUCGUGGAAUAAGUAGGACAUUUCUCUUGUGCGGUGGAGAGAAAAAUUUGUGUACAGCCGUCCGUGGGUAUAAGUGAGGUCCCAAUUGUGGUGCUGAGGUGAUAACAAUUGCAGAGAUUGCACUACUUUGUGGCUAAAAUCUCAGGUGAUGCGAGGAUGUGACGAAAAAUGCCCGCGAGUGAAAUUUUCGUUAAAAUAUGGCCACCACGGCUAGGCAUCAGUGAGAGCCUUCCAUUGGCGGCCCAGAUCCUGUGGUGUCUGCUGUAGUUGCGCCCCCACAGUGGUCUGAGUGUUUUUUGCUUUCUUUUUUUAAAUUUUAUUACUGUACGAUACCCCAUCGAGACGAAAAUGCAACCUCGACAAGCCCUAGGUCCCACAUCAUCAUCCUCAUCAACGGGAAAACAAGUUGUCGAGCUAAAUGGUUACGUUAUCAUUCUGGUGGAGGGAAGAGAUGGGAAAAUUAAAUUGUACGGGUCACCCGCCGACAAGGACAAUCUCGAAGUUGCCGACGAGAUUUUGGAUAUCAACGAGAGGAAGCUGGAGGAUCUCCCACGAUCGGAGGUCAUCCGGCACAUUCACGAGUGCAUUCAGUCUUGCAUGAUAAAAUUACGAGUGAAGAGAAGGAGUGAUUCUCGAUUGGCCGGUGAACUUGGAAAUGCUGUUCAAGAUGCCUUCGUCAUUGCUGUGGAACAACAGGCCAGGGAGCGCUUGCAGCGACUGUCAGCUCUCAAGAGAAUCACUCCUGUUGACAUGUCACAACUAUCAAUCAAGCUAAAUCAACAGACAAAGGGAGCCGUGUCGCAUGAUUUGAGUUUCUUGAAGGAAGCAUCUCCCAUUUAUGUGACUUCAUUCACUGGCAAUCACGUGACUGGUACGACAACAACGACAGUGACUACCGUUGCCAAUUGCAUAACUGGGACCAACAACAUAUUGCCAAAUCAACCGCCACCAUUGAACAAUAAUCAACCAUCGAUUGGUGGAAAAGCGACAAGCGGAGGUGGUGGCAUUUCCAUUGAAACCACAGCGCAAAUAAAUCACCAUCCAGUGAAUCACACGAUCAGUCAGAUUGGUGUUCAUGCACCAUCAGCAUUGACAAGUAAUGUGCAGCAGCAACAAGUGACGACAUCUUCAACGAACAAUCAACAAUUCAUAAAUAAUAAUCCUAAUAUAACACUUAAUAACAAUAAUAGCAAUAAUUGUGGUGCUGGAAACACAACCUUUAGUAGUUUUUAUGGAAAUAGUUCUAGUGAGAUUCUAGCAAACGGCCACGGACCAAGGCGUGAGUUAGCGACACUUUCGGAAGGAGAUUCUGAGCCAUCAAGUGAGUUCCUCGAGGCCAAUAGCAUAUCAAAGGGUGAAUUACCAUUCGUUGGUGGUACCGAAGUUCUUCUUGGAGAUCAGAGUCUUCGUCUCGAUAGUCGGCAAAGACGUCGAUCCGGAUCCAGUAUUGUUGUCGUGGGCGGUGAAGAUUCCGUGAAAGAUCAUCACCACCAUCAAGCGAGUGACUUGGAAAUGUUAACGAUGCUGUCUGUAAAUCAGGAUAAUGGUCCGCAUAGAGAGAUGGCCGUAGAUGUUCCGGAUUCAUUUAUUGCACGCAAUAAGACACCACCGCGAUACCCACCACCUCGUCCACCGAUUCAGGUAAAUCAUGGGAGUAUUGCGAUGCCACAAACACAAGUUUCCUCGGUUGGCGGUGGUACCAAAUCGUCCGCACAUAGUCAUCAGCAGAAUGGCUAUGGUGGGGGAGUCUCCUUGGAGCUUGAACCUCUCAAUAGUCUAAAUCAUCAUCAUCUGAAGGAUUCACCCUCAAUUGAUGACACAACAUCACAUGAUACGGUGAAAAAGUGCUCAAGUAAAAGUCCAUCCUCACUUGGUUCCACAUGUGAAUCCAUUGGGUUUGAUUCAAUGAGCUAUAGGACAAAUAAUAAGUCAAGAGGUUCCCUAAGCACAAGGAGCUCAUCAUCGGGCGAUUUGGGACCACCAGAGUAUGAUUUGGGGCCGCACAGAGAAUUACCCGUUGAUGUCCCCGAUACAUUUGUGGAGAUUGUAAAGGCACCGCCACGGUAUCCACCGCCAAAGCCACAAAUUGUCAAGGAAGUGGCCAAACACAAAGAUACCACACUACCAAGGGGGCAAGGGGAUAAGCAAUUGCCACAGCCUCAGGCUCCUCCUACAAGAAAUAACGAGCUAAAUGGAUCAGCAAAGCCAAUUCCACCACCUCGUGAUCAUCUGCGAAUUGAGAAGGAUGGUCGUUUGGUGAAUCGUGCACCAGCUCCACAAGUGCCCGAUCGUAAAAUAACACUUCAGCAACAAACACCGGGUCAAAUCGCACAAAUUGUCGAACCAACCCCCGAACAAUUGGAUAGCAUUAAGAAAUUCCAGGAGCAACUCAGACGACGACGAGAAGAGGAAGAAAGAAUAGCGCAACAGAAUGAAUUCCUCAGAGCAAGUUUACGUGGUUCACGGAAGCUACAAGCACUACAGGAUGGCCCAGUGGUCAUCAAUCCGAUUGGGGUGGAGAAUGAAGCCUAUCUGGAGGAUGAAGAAUUGGAAAGAAUUAUUGGCUAUGGUGAACUGGUGAGUGCACUGCAGCGUUUGCAGAAUCACCUGAAUAAGUAUGGAUUGGCAUCAUUGGCGGGUAGAGUGACGGCGGCGCAGAGUCUUCUACUGGGUCCGGGUGUGGCUCGUGCUCUUGCCACACGUACAGCCGUCCUGCAGCGUCGACGACCGCGUGUAACAAAUCCCAUUACAAGCAAUGUCCAGACCCUGGCUAAGGAUUGCAUGGAAUCACUGGCACAGUCAAAUUCACCAGCUGCCAUUGAAUUAUGCGGUAUACUGUCGUCGUAUGAGAUGGAGGGAUUAUUCCAGGCGCACGAUCGUGUCGCCACGACAACCGAUCGGAGUUGUUCGUCGUCACUCCUGGCGACGCCCGUAUCAACACCGUUGCCCGUGAAGCCACCUGUUGUGCCACAUACGGCCAAUACCGUAAACAACAAUCUGGCCAUUAAGCAGCGUGAACCCAUUGCCACACCCGUGGGUACCCUGCAUGACGGUACGCAGGAUCACAUACGAAUUAUUCGCAUUGAAAAGUCAUCGGAACCCCUGGGGGCUACAAUACGCAAUGAGGGUGAAGCCGUGGUUAUUGGACGAAUUGUUCGUGGAGGUGCAGCAGAGAAAUCCGGGCUCCUGCACGAGGGUGAUGAGAUUCUCGACGUGAAUGGCAUUGAGAUGCGGGGGAAGAGUGUGAAUGAUGUGUGUGCCCUACUGGGUGCAAUGACGGGUACUCUUACUUUCCUCAUUGUCCCAGCUGGGAGUCCACCACCUGGUGGCGGUGGUCGCGAUCCACCAGUGCUGCAUGUACGUUCCCACUUUGACUACGAUCCCGAGGAUGAUCUGUACAUUCCGUGCCGUGAAUUGGGGAUUAGUUUUCAAAAGGGGGAUGUACUGCAUGUGAUUUCGAGGGAUGAUCCCAACUGGUGGCAGGCAUACCGCGAAGGAGAAGAAGAUCAAACACUUGCCGGUUUGAUUCCAAGUCAAUCGUUCCAGCAUCAGAGGGAAUCAAUGAAGUUGGCAAUUGCCGGGGAGGCAGGACAGCGAGGAAAGACAAAGGAGCAAGCAAAGGGGGCAACACUUUUGUGUGCACGAAAGGGGAGGAAGAAAAAGAAGAAAGCCAGCAGCGAAGCUGGAUAUCCUCUGUACGCUACAACAACACACGACGAACCGGAUCCCGAGGAAAUACUCACGUACGAAGAGGUAGCACUCUACUAUCCACGAGCAUCCCACAAGAGGCCAAUUGUACUCAUUGGACCCCCAAAUAUUGGACGACACGAACUUCGACAGCGACUUAUGGCAGAUUCCGAUCGAUUUGCUGCAGCAGUUCCACAUACAUCACGCCCACGACGGGAUGGCGAAGUUCCUGGACAGGAUUAUCACUUUAUAUCGCGCGCACAAUUUGAAGCGGACAUCCUGGCGAGGAAAUUCGUAGAGCAUGGAGAGUACGAGAAAGCGUACUAUGGGACAUCCCUUGAAGCUAUUCGUACUGUAGUCGGAAGUGGGAAGAUUUGUGUGUUAAAUCUCCAUCCGCAAAGUUUAAAAUUACUAAGGACGUCAGAUUUGAAGCCAUACGUUGUUCUCGUGGCGCCGCCGAGCUUGGAAAAAUUACGCCAAAAGAAAAUUAGGAAUGGAGAACCAUUCAAGGAAGAAGAACUGAAGGAGAUUAUUGCAACUGCGAGGGAUAUGGAGGCUCGAUGGGGUCACCUAUUCGAUAUGAUUAUCAUCAACAACGAGACAGAACGGGCCUACCAUCAACUACUUACGGAAAUUAAUUCUCUCGAACGCGAACCACAGUGGGUUCCAGCAUCUUGGCUACAUAACUGAUCCCGCAAAAAGUUGCGACGGCUCAAGUAAAAAAAAAAAGGAAGAAAAUGUUCCGUUGCGACACUUAAAAGAAAAUAAAUGUAGGUAUGUUUACACUACAAAAAAAAUAUGUCUAUGAUAGUGAAAAAAAAAGGUAUUUUGUUGUCUGUAGAGGCGAAAUGUAAAGAGCGUGCGAUGACGCGAAUGAAUUAAAUUUUAGAGAAAAAAGAAGAAAACUAACCCUUAUUAUAAAGAUUUAGGCUGAAAAUAAUAAAUUUAAAAAAAAUGUGAAGAAUGAAUUUUGCGAAUUUGUAAGAAGUAAAUAGUUACAAAAAAGAUGUUUUAAAGAUAUUUUCCAAGAAAAAAAAGGAAAGAAUAUUAACGUGCGCGAACCUUUAACAUACAGCAGAUUUCUUAUGAUAGAGAAAAGCUCAUAAAAGACAUUUUUUGAAAAUAUAUUGUCGUUACAUUCUUGGUGGAAUUUUGUACGUUGCAAAUGAUGGUGAAAAAAACAUAUACAUAAUAGACUUUAUUUUAUAAUAUUACUUUUCUUAUUGCUCAAUCAAUUGAUUAUAAAAAAACAAAUAGUAAAAAACAUGUAGAGGACUGAGUGAGAAAAAAAUGGAGAAUGUCAUUAUAUAGAAAAUUAAAAUAAAUAAAAAGCAAUUUACAAAAAUCAGAAUAAAAGAAAUUUUCGAAUCAAUAAAGAAAAAUCUCGAAUUCACAUUAUUUGAAAAAAAAAGAAUUCAAGGGAAUUUAUAAAUAUCCCAUAAUCACCUCUUCUCCCUCCUCCUACACUCCACUCAGUGGAAAAUUCAAAACAAAAAGAAUAUUCAAAAGAAAAAAUAUAGUGAAAAAAAAUUUAAAUUAGGUGUGUUUUAGAAAUUUUAAAUAAACUAAAUAGCAAAUAGAGUUUUUUGAAAAAUAUAGAAAAAAGUGUUUUUUUUUCUAUUGCUGAGAAAAAAAGGAUUAUUAUUCUUAAUUCAAUCAGACUGAGAAUUAAUUUAAAGGAAAGAUUAAAAAAGUCGUACUUAUUAGAUUCCAUUUAUUAAAAAUAAAAAUGUUAAAGAUUUUAAAGAAGGAAGUUGAGAAAAACAAUGUAAUAGCAUUCAUAUUCUUUGUCUCAUGUUAUUUUUAAAGUGAAUAUUUCCAUUUUAGAGAGAGAAAGCGUGAUGAAUGAGAUAUGAGAAUAAAAAAAGGAGAUAUUUAUAGAAAAAAAAAAUAUACGACGUAUAAUAAAUUUAAAUUUGCUCACGUAAAAAAGAAUGGGAAAAAUCGUAAGUCAAAGGAUGGAUUUAUAUUAUUAUAUAAAUAAAUAUAAUAGAAUUUUCAUUGUCUCUUGCGCAUGAGAGUGAUUAACUACAAAAAGAAAGAAAAUAAAAAAGUAAAUUUUUGUGAACCGACAAAUUUCCAGAAUUUAUUGCAAAAAAGGGAAGUAAAGGCGAUAAACCCACAUCUAUGAUACAUUCAUAGAUUUAUUAUUAUUAUGUAUUGUAUAUAUUGUGAGAGAAAUGUUUAUAAAAAAAAGAUGAAAAGAAUUAGAAUAUAUGAAUUAUUUUUUUGUGUAUAUUCGGAAGAAAUUUAUAUAUAUAUAUAUUAUAAAAAAAAAACAAGAAAAAACAAGGUAUUAAAAAUGAGAAAAAUAUGACAUAGAUUAUUUGAAAGAAAAAAUGAAGGAACUAAUCAAAAUGUAUAUGUACAUUAGUUAAAAAAAUAAAAAAUACAAACAAAUGAAUAAAAAAGUCAAA